Chrysoperla carnea is the source of this 512-nucleotide messenger RNA. RefSeq lists its product as uncharacterized. The record is from RefSeq and is a predicted model, not a curated record. The transcript is spliced from 2 exons. NCBI's taxonomy places the organism in Eukaryota, Metazoa, Arthropoda, Insecta, Neuroptera, Chrysopidae. Bases 60 to 422 code for a protein of 120 amino acids.
UGUUCUUUGAUUGAAAAUGAUUAGUUUUAAAAGUGAAAUUUAACCACGUAAUAGCAAAAAUGAAUUUAAACUUUGUAUUGUCGUUAAGCAUUGUUGUAGUUUUAAUAUCUACAACUUUUGGUAAAACUUAUUUGGAAGGUGUAAAAGGUGAUGAAGAUAAACUAUUAUAUCGGCGGUUUGUAAAGGCAGCUGGAACUCCAUUAGGCCAUGCAUAUCGUGAAAUUGUGUAUCCCGAAAAAGGUGAAUCAGGUGGUCCAAUUAUAACAUGUAUCAAUGCAACAGAUUUAUCUAGGCCCACAUCGAAAAAAGGUGGAAAAGUGAAUUUAUUUUUGGGUGGUGUAAAUAAGACAUUUGCCGUGUUAGAUUUCAAAUCAGCGCUUUCACGAGGAUUGGAUUUUGACGUUAAGAUUUAUGGACAUUAAUUUUAAUUGUCGUGUCUUUUAGCGAUAAGUUUUGUUUGAUAUUACUUUGUAUAUAUAUUUUUAAAAUAAAAUGGUUUUUUUAAUUUAAAA